Messenger RNA from Sturnus vulgaris (Common starling), 5607 nucleotides. Lineage: Eukaryota; Metazoa; Chordata; Aves; Passeriformes; Sturnidae. The record is from RefSeq and is a predicted model, not a curated record.
GGCGGAGCUCUGCCGCUCGGCCCGAGAUAUCUAGAACCCAUGGCAGGAAGAUAGGAGAGUGUGGGGUUCCUGUGUUUUAGGUAUCUGCUCCUCUGUUUACUCAAGGUGGCUGGAAGGCUGUGUAUGCAGGCAUUCUGUAAUGUUAAUAAUCCGUGCAAUGGAGAAAAAGUGAUUUUUGGAUUGAAAACAAUGGGUAGAAAAGAUGCCUCUACAUCAAGGACUCCUGUUGACCAGUACAGGAAACAAAUAGGGAAACAAGAUUAUAAGAAAACCAGACCUAUGUUAAGAGCUACAAGAUUAAAAGCAGAGGCCAAGAAAACUGCACUAGGCGUAAAGGAAGUUGCUCUUGUCCUUGCAGCUAUACUGGUAUUUUUGUUGGCUUUCUAUGCUUUUUUUUAUCUUAAUGUUUCCAAUGAAGUUGACCUUGAUCUGGAUCCAGAUGAAAACUAGCAGAUGUAAUGAAUCUAUCAUCAAGAUUUCUUCAGCUUCAACAAGACUACAUAGGAACAUACAGUCCCUUCACUGUAAGACAGUAAACGAUGCCAUUUCUUCCAGUCCAAAUUCAUAAGAAAGUUUUGCAAUACGUCAGUCACAUUCCAGGUCUCCAAAAUAAGAACACUUAUGCCUGACCAAGUGUGUUUGUUUAACACCAAAGCCAGGAGGAACAGUACAAUACAUGAAGUUUAUUGUUUACGUUAUUUUUUCUCAGGCAGGGAACUUUGAUGUCAAAAGACAGGUGCUACUAUUAUCGUGGGUAUUGAUGCUGACUUCACAGGAGGAGCGUCUGCCUUGACCAAAUUUAGGAAUCAGAGCUUCCUAAUAACCAAAUUACUUUCCUGUUCCUUUCUAUAAAGAAAGCAGAAAUACCAAAUAAAACAUCUUCUUCAUUUGUGUUUAAAAUAUAUCAAAACCUCCUCAUCCUUUCUCUCCCUUUUAAUCUUUCCUGUGCAUGUGUGCACAUGCAUGAAGAUGGAAGAAAUUGUAGGAAAAAAUAACUUCUUACAAGCAGUCUGUCACCUUCUAUAUGGACUUAAUUUUCUGUCAUUCCAGAUUCUGUGUGCCCAUAUAUCUGCAGUAAUCUUUUUCAUUCUUUUGCCAACUGUUCAGCACACAUGUGUUCUGUUAGAAAUGGCACCUGGAUGACAGAAGCUCUAACAUUCACAUAUGCUUCUGAAACACAGUUCUUUGCCUCCUGUGCUGUCUGAACUAGUGUAAAUAGGAAGUUUAGUCAAUGUUGGUUUUAAUUAGUGUAUUGGUCUACUAUUAAUAUAAAGUCAAAAUAGUAUUUUAAUUAUGCUCUUCCUGAUGGUUUUGGUAUCAACUUGCUCUACCUGUUAGGGGCAUGUUGUAUAAAAACAUUCCUUUUGAGCUAUACAGUAAUUUUAAUCAUCACACUAAUGUGAGAGGCUGUAAGUAAUAAGAAAACACUUUUCUUUUUCCUGGCAUACUAAUAACUUGUAAAUCUUGGCUCCAUUACAUCCUUCAGCUCUUACAAAGUGCCCUUCAAAUUAGGCACUGUAGAUAGCAUUUUUGUUCUUUUUGAUAACCAAAAGCCACUUGAAGAAUUUGGUGUGUCAGAGCAGCUGCAGGGAGCUUUUAAAUUCUGUCUUUAUCCUGUUCUGCUUUGAGUUUGGCAUAGAACUGAGCUUGUGGAUGUAAAGACUCAGUUUUGAUCCUCUAAAAAAAGUGGUCAGUCUUUCUCUGACUGAGAUUCAGUUCUGAGUCAGUUUGAUAUCAAGAACGCAUAGAGCCAUUGGUGCUGAAUGUGGCAAGGAAAUUUAGGCAGACUGACUUUCAGAAAAGUUUUUGUAAUUCUGAAGUUAGUGAACUAGCUUAGUUUUGCGUUUGACAUAAAUUUCAGAGUUGAAUGUUAGGUUUAAUUGCAACUGAGGUAUUUACUGUCUUAUUCUGAGAUGCCUGACUAAGAUUUCUUAUAGUGAUUUUGAAGACAAAGGGAUACAAAUCACAGCAAGUAUUAUAAUGGGAAAUAUAUUUCUUUUAAAUUGACACAGUCCCAUUAUCACCACUUAAGAAACUUGGAUCAAUACAGUUAAUUUUUAAAACAUACAGUAACUAUGACCAUAUACAUUAUGAGUCUCUAGGGAUCCACUUCAUAUGUGUCAUAAUCUUCAUUCACUUCAUGCCAUGCGAAACAGCUCCUCUAGAAAUUCAGAGUACAACAGUCUUCCAAAAAAUAUAUGAAAUAGAAACUUAUAUAUGCAAAUAUAUCUCCUUUUCUAAUUAUGACUGUUACAGACAAAAUCUUAACAUUUAUGCAUGCAUAUGACUUACAGUCCGGUACUAGUCAUACACAUGGGCAAACACCUUGCAGCAUGUUGAGUUUAUGGUGAAGCAUUAUCUGACACAUGGCCCAACUUCCAGUGGAAGGAAAGGCAUAUCACAAGCUGUCUCCUUGGAUGUGAUAUGCCUUUUACCUCACCAGCACCCAACCACAUGUCACAGAAGCUGCAGACCUCUCCUGUUACUUUACAUUAGCAGUUUUCAUGUUCUAUAACAUGCUGGAAGGAUUGCUUCAUUAAUGUCAGCAUACAGCCCUCUGGGUCCUGUAUGGUCUGAGAAAGAUGGGUAGUUACUCCCUUCAUGCAGGUCAUCUCGUAACCUGCUCUCUCAAUUGGUUGCAUUAAAAAACAAGCAAUUCUUGCUGUCAAGUUUGUGAACAUGAAGUUCCUAGAACAGGAAUAUUCCAUUUCCCAUAACUGUGAAUCAGAGAAAAUCUGAAGUGCAUAUACAUGUGAUUCUGUCAGCUUCCCUGAUGUGUGGCUUAUGAGUCCAUAUUGCCCACAGUUUGCAGUUUGUCUAUUGGCUUUGUUUGGAUUAGGUCUUUUCAUUUGCAUGAAAAAUCAUAGAAUAAUGAAAUCAUUGAAUGGUUUGGGUUAGAAGGGAUGCAAAAGAUCAUCUAAUUCCAAAACCUCUCUGCCAUGGGCAGAAACACCUUCUACUAGAGCACAUUACACAAAACCCUGUCCUGGGCUCAAACACGUACAAGGAUGGGGCAUCCACAACUCCUCUGGGCAACCUGUUCCAGUGCCUCACCACCCUCAGAAUAAAGAAUGUUUUCUUGAUGUCUAAUCUAAACUUACUCCCCUUUAGUAUGAAUCAACUCCCUCUUGUGCUGUCACUACAUGCUCUUGUAAAAAGUCCAUCUUUUUUGUAGGCUCCCUUCAGGUACUAGAAGUAUAGUCUCAUAUAACAGGAAAAUUUGUUUUUGCUUAGACCGGGUAGACUUCUGUUUAGUGUAUGUAGAAAUACAUGGUAAAUAUUGCAGCAAAUACACUUCUUCUCUUAUCAGUACAAUAAUUCCUAAUGGGACAUGUGGCUUAUUUUGCCCUUAAUUAUAUCUGAGAUUGAAAUAUGCCUUUUGGAUUUUGGACUGUCUAUCUUUGUAUGAGUUCCCCAGUGUCUAUUUUAUUAAUAAAUGUGGGUUUUUUUCUAUUUUGGUUCUCUUAUUAAUGUUGAAUACACUGAAUUAUGUAUACAUUUGAAAGGACAAUAAAGCAAUCUAAACAGCACAAUGUUCAGAAGUAAGCACUGAUGUCAGUUUUAGAAUAUCUGGAUUACUUUAGGCAGUUCUAGCCACUAAACUCAUACUAAAACUAAAUGUGGCCUAUGCAUACUUAAGAGACAAUGUAGAGAACUUCCUUUGGCAUCCAACCCAAUACUAAUAGAUCAUAUCUCUUUCUGCAGUUGAUCCAUGCAGUUCUAUCACUUCAGUCGUACAAGACUUUUUUUAUUAUAGAAUUAAUAAUUUUAUAUGUUUGUUUCAAAGGAUUGCUGUUCAAAUAAUUUAUAUGGCAAACCUGGCUUAUUGAGUUUUUUCAAAUGUGUUCACCUGAAGGAAAAGGUAGACAUCGGUAGUUGCCCUGUACUCCUGGAAUAAACUGAAUUUCUUUCUAGCAGAGAUUGUGGAGAAGAUGCCUGUACUGAGUCCUUGUGCUGUGGGUGGGAGCAGAUGUCCUGUCUGGAAGAAUCUCUGACUAGGAAGACAUAACAGUCUUCCAGCAAUGAUUUUGCUCAGUAAAUCUUCCUAGGUGGUUUUCUUUUCUCUUUCAUUCUUAAAGCAGAACCAGCAUGUAGACCAUCUCAGGACAGAAGCCUCAGUCUAGUAUUUUUACUAGUGCUUCUAGUGAAUAUUGCCAAGGAAAGGCUCCAUCUAGCUCUACUAGCUAGAGUCCAUAAACAUAUUUUACUGGAAGCUUAGGAGGCAUGUUAAGCAUUUCCCUAAUAGACCCCAGAGAUACAUUUAAACUUUUCUUGAAGGAUGCUGUAAUUAAAGUUCACUGUUGCAUAUCCUAUAGGCAUCAUGUGAUUCAGAAUCAUCUCCUUCCAUGCAUCAGACCAGCUGCAGCAGGUCUGUAGCAGGACAUGCACACUGGGAGAUUAUGCUGCAACACGUAGCUGCAGGUAGCUCCAAUAUGAGCAAACCCAUUUGUUUACUUAGGUGUUCUCUAGAGCAGUUGACCUAAAUGUUUUGUUUGAAAACAUAGGUUUUGAACAACUCUACUAAAGGAAAACAGAAUGGAAGCCCUACAAAACUGUUCAUGCCUCUUCCAUGAAAGUUGCUACCAUGGAAGAGGCUCAUCUGCUGACUUGGGGCCAAGUUUUGAAUGCUGCCAUUUACAGAAGGAAAAUGCUGCUAGGAUCUCCCUGUAGAGUGGUGAUUGAUAAGGGAUUGUCCCUGUAAGGCACAGCUGAGCCAGUUGGUGAAGGUCAAAUGCAUUCAGGAUGAUUCUCUGUAGAGAACUGUACUUGAAAAGCAGAGUAGGCAAGUUAGAGUGCCAACAAAAAUGAUACUACAGAUCUUGAUCACAUUUCAAGUUCUACUUACAGCAGUAUAGUAAUUAGUGGUGCUUAUGACUAAGGAAAUAACAAUAUGGCACAUCAAUAAGACAGCAGAAAUGUGAUGUUGGAACUGCAUCCUAAAAGAUUUUACAGUGGAUUAUGCCUGCACUUUGGGAAGUGAAGCCAUGAGAUGAAUAAAUUGGCAAAGUUUAUCUGUGAUCUUAUGCUUACAAUAUUUUUCCCUGAAAGAGCCAGCAGAGAUACUUUGCAGUACUUUUCCCCAUCAUCCUCUUAGUUUACUGUAAUGCAUUUUUGUAGAUGUAUUUCUUUCUACACAUUUCCAAGAGUGAAAAAAAAAUCUUGCAGUUCAUCAAUUCAUUUAAUUGACAGAAUCCUCUACUCAUCCUUUUAUCCCCCCUUAAUCACAAUCAAAUUAGUGGGGAGACAGCCAAAAUGUUAGGUACCAGUGUCUCUCAAGCAGAUGUCACACCACUAUUUUUUAGCUCGUUUAAAUGAAUAAACAUGUUAAACUGUGAAGUAUUACAUUUUAGAUUUUUUCAUUAAAAAAAUGAGACAAUCUGUUUACUGUCCUUAAUUGAGACAACAAUCCUGGUGGUUGCCAGUUUUGGCAGUUGUAAUGAUGAACUAUAAAUAUUGGGACAGACUAACUGAUGAUUGUGGAGGAUAGUUCAAGUACAAUACUCAUUCUGCAUGAAUACUUUUUUCAGUGCUACAUUUUUUCAAGCUUCCAUGAUUGUUGUACUGGUUUUGCUUGUUAAAAACAAAUAAAUACUUGACUAGUUAAUC